AUGCUAGACUCUUAUCGCGUAGGCAAUGCUGGAGCCAUCAAACUCAUUGGUACUCCUCAUGACCAUGAUGUUCUUAGUGGCCGAGGAGGAGCCAUCAAUGCCCACAGUGGCAACCAACGCUUCCGAGAAUGGGUCCGAGUGAGGAAGGAACGCUACAAUCUCGCUCGGACAAAGGCAGAAAAGGCAUCCGUUGCCAAUGAGGUAAUGGACCUGGUAAAGUCGCUGAACCCACCAGGCCGUUUCCUGCAGAGAGACCAGUCAUCCGUCAUGGGUGGAACUGCAUGGUGGGUCGAAUGCGACGAAGUCAAAGCCAUGGCCAAAACUUCUCAAGCACUUCGAGAAGGAGCACCCACCAUUCGAGCGGCACACAAAGAUGAACUACAAGAUGCCAAGAAGAGAACACGAAGGAACAAUAAGAAGAAUACAAACCACACAACAGCACACCCGACUACUGCUGUGGGCAGUAAGCGCAGCCACCAAACCAUGCAACAAAGCCAGCCACCAGUGGUUGUCCUAUCGUUGCCCACAACUGCUGCGUCCGUGUCUCCCCCUCCUGUCACGCUGUCCGUGUCACCAAACACAGCCAUUGAACAGCUAAGGGCCAAUGUAGAGGCCGCCAGGCAUGACAACAGCAACAAUACGCCUCCAACAACAAUGUCUUACAUCCCAGCACUGGCAUCUCCUCCGGCUGUUCCUCUGCCUGGGUCCUCUCCCUUCAUUGUUCCUCCCAUCAAGCGAUCGCGCCUUUCGGAGAUGCUCUACCUUCCCCCUUCCGAGCAGCCACCCCAACCGCACAUUGUCAAGCCAGAUGACACUCCAGAGAUUGCUCCCCUCCCAUCCCCUCUUCCACUCAGUGCUAUCCCUGACCUAGAGUUUGUCGAACGCUUCCCCAUGCCAGCAAUCCCCAAACGCGAGUGCAGCAUUCGCCGGACUAAUUCGCUUGCCCUCAGUGAUAUUGGCAGUGGUGAUAGCUGGGGUGAGAUUGAAUUCGUCAAUCCAUUUGAAGGAGAUGACUCCAGCUUGCCUCCAUUUUCGCCUUUCCCAGAGCGGGGUGGCUGUGGAAGCGGAAGGAGCAGCUUUGGCGAAACCAAGUCGGUAACAUCCGAGCUCUCUGACUUGGCCGAUGCCAACUGUCUUGCACCUGCAAGUGCCAUGGCGGACAGUGAAUUUGGAGAAGCCAUGAAGGAUGUCAUUGAUGCCGUUCACCCCGGUUUGGCAUCGCCUGGAACCGAUGAACCCAUUCCAACUCAUCUAUACCCCUACACUCCUCGCACUGGAGUCAACGGUAGCAGCAACCCUCAACUCAUUUGCUAA
Seminavis robusta is the source of this 1314-nucleotide messenger RNA. The record is from the annotation of a GenBank genome assembly. NCBI's taxonomy places the organism in Eukaryota, Bacillariophyta, Bacillariophyceae, Naviculales, Naviculaceae.